This is a messenger RNA of Parnassius apollo (apollo), 1377 nucleotides long. The record is from the annotation of a GenBank genome assembly. NCBI's taxonomy places the organism in Eukaryota, Metazoa, Arthropoda, Insecta, Lepidoptera, Papilionidae.
UUGGAUCAAAUCAAGGAAGGUAUUUCUUUUAGUUUUCUUGCGCUGAAGUAUGGUGUUGGCAAAUCUACGAUUUUUUAUAUUAAGAAGAAGGAAGAACAGAUCCGAUCUUACGUGGUGAGAACUGAAAAGGGGCCAGGUGCUCGAAAGACUUUAAUAACGCCCGAAAAUCCACAACUUGAAGAUGCAUUGAUUACGUUGUUUAUAGAACAACGACGAAAAAACGUUCCCUUGUCAGGUGAUAUUUUGAUGGAGAAGGCGAAAUACUUUCAUGAAAGGCUUGGGCGAGCAGAGUUUUCUGCCAGUAAAGGUUGGUUGGAAAAAUUCAAAAAAAGACACGGAAUACGACAACUCAAAAUAACCGGCGAGAAGUUGUCUAAUAACGAAGACGCCGUAAAACAAUUCCAGGAUAAAUUCAUGGACAUAAUCACGGAGAAAGAUUUGUCCGCAGAGCAAAUCUAUAAUGCAGAUGAGUCUGGUUUGUAUUGGAUAACAAUACCAGACAAAACGCUGGCAUCUGACUUAGAAGUUAGAGCCCCAGGUUCUAAAGUUUCCAAAGAAAGAAUAACAUUCAUGCCCUGUGCGAAUGCUGCUGGAACGCACAAACUGCCUUUUUUGGUCAUUGGCAAAGCACAAAAGCCACACGAUGACUUUGAACCCGAAGGUGAGGUUCGCUUAGCUUUUUUCGUUAACAGAGGCUUUUCUGAGGCUGCAAUUAAUGACUUCUUUCUAGGCAAUGAUGACCUAAAUGAAACUGAACUUCUUACUGAUGAUGAAAUAAUAAGGCAAGUAACGCAGGAAUGUGACGGCGAAAGUGAAGAAAUAUCGCACGAUGAACCAGUAGCAAGCGUUUCCAAUUCAAGCGCGGUGUCUGCCUUAAAUACAUGUCUUGAAUGGGCUGACCAAGUGGACAUUCCUUUGCCAAAAAAAUGCUUUUACUACUUUGCAGCACUUAUUUUGGGGCUGACUAUAAGUCAACCGAUACCUGACCCAGAUCCUCAAAUUCCUUGCGGGGAGUAUCCUCCAUGUGAACCCUGUGAGCCAGUACCUCCGUGUGAUCCUGGUGAUCCAUGUUCACCUCCGUGGUUCAGUGGUCUUAAAACCUCAAUCAAAGGUCAAAUUCGGUUUCGGGCACCUCCCUCAAUAACUGUCCGACCAGGAGCUAUCCGUCUGCCAACACCACCUAUUAUCUGGGUUAAACCACCACCAGUUCAAACAGCUGCCCCCGCUUCAAUAUACGUGAAGCCAGACCCAGUGCAACCACCUACCCCAGCACCCAUUGAAAUUAGGCCUAAGCCUAUGUACCCACCGCGGCCUGCUCCGAUUGUUGUUAAACCUGCACCGGUUCAACCACCAAAGUCUGCUCCAAUUAAAGUAUGA